AUGUGUUUUAUUAUUCAGGUCAAAAUGGAUCUCGGACGCGUGAUUUCAAGAUUUAUUCUUCCAUCUUUAAUUCUUGCUACGACAUCACUUGGUCAACAAGGACUGAAUUCUUUUGCCGAGAUCAAGGAAAAUCUGGAAGGGGGAAGACGACUUCAAAUGAACGCCUUUGCAGAUCACUGCGAAUCCACGACACCAACGGACUUGAGCAUGCCCUUGCGGCAUUGGCAAAUCGUGACCGAAAAUGGCGAAACAACUGUGCGAGCGAACGAUUUCAGCGUUUUACCAGGAAGAUCCGAGCUUUCCUUCAUUGUUCGCGAGCUGAACAUAUUUGCAAACGGAACAGUGAAGGUCGACAUCAUUGUUCCUGUUCAAAUUACCGAAACGUAUUCAGUCACUUGCGUCUUGGGUCGAGGGGCUUUUGUUCAUCGGGUCGACUUCGGAGCAGACGUGGAACAGCUGGUGUCCUACGACGAAAUAAAGACAGGCUUGCUCCUUGGAAAACACAUAGAAGCUGUUGGCACAUUGCAUAAGUGCUACAACUACCAAGAAGUACUUGGAGACACAGAACUUACCGUCGGCUUCCUCGUUAGCAACAUUGCAGUGCUUAACGAUGGUGAUAUCGUCAACUAUUUAUUAAAAAUCUAUAUUAUUUUGUGA
This is a messenger RNA of Notodromas monacha, 657 nucleotides long. The record is from the annotation of a GenBank genome assembly. Lineage: Eukaryota; Metazoa; Arthropoda; Ostracoda; Podocopida; Cyprididae.